Messenger RNA from Stereum hirsutum FP-91666 SS1, 1554 nucleotides. RefSeq names its product diphthamide biosynthesis protein. Gene Ontology annotation, biological process: protein histidyl modification to diphthamide. The transcript has 10 exons. The coding region runs from base 22 to 1554 and encodes 510 amino acids. NCBI's taxonomy places the organism in Eukaryota, Fungi, Basidiomycota, Agaricomycetes, Russulales, Stereaceae. Gene Ontology annotation, molecular function: 2-(3-amino-3-carboxypropyl)histidine synthase activity. The record is from RefSeq and is a predicted model, not a curated record.
CUUGCUCUCCAUCACCUGAGUAUGGCGGAAAACACAGCGUUCUCUUCUUCUGGACAGGACAUCAUCUCCAGACCUGUGGAACUCGACGAGGGAGAGCUUCAGCUUACACAGAACUUGACAAAGGCUCAGCUUGCGGAGUUUUAUGACAUCGACCGGAUAGUAGACGAAAUUCUUUCCAAUCACUUCAAGCGGGUCGCACUUCAAUUCCCAGAUGAACUUUUGCAUGAUUCCGUCCCCAUCUACAGGAUGCUCAAGCGGCGGAUAGAGGACAAGACGGAACUCUACGUUCUAGCGGAUACAUCCUACGGAAGCUGUUGUGCGGAUGAAGUUGCUGCUCAGCACGUCGACGCAGAUGCGAUAGUCCAUUUCGGUCAUGCGUGCAUGAGCAAAACCUAUCGAAUACCAGUGCUAUAUGUCUUUGGGAAGAAAAAGAUAGACGUGCAAGACUGCGCGCAUAAGUUGGUCGAAUCGUUACGAUCGUCUUGUUCAUCUUCAGAUAUUGGACCGAGCUCUAUCAUCCUGCGCCACGAUGUGGCGUACACCCACGCAGCUGCCAAUGUCCUCCAAACUCUGCAAGAAACUCUUACCGUGGACAACAUCUCUGUGUCUUACAACCAAAUUCCUCAUCGUCUUGAUCCUAGCCCCUCAACCUCCACAUCACACUCUCCACUAGAAGAAUCCUCCGACUCUCGACCGAUUCUCUAUGUAGGCCCUCCAAGUCUAGGCCUGACUAACCUCCUUAUGACACAUCACCAAACACCCGUGUACAGCUACGAUCCUUCGACCCGCCAAGUGGGCCUCGAAUCCACACGCACCAACAAACUUCUGAUGCGCCGCUACGUGGCUGUUCAAAAAGCACGCGAUGCCGACGUCUUUGGCAUUCUUGUCGGUACACUUGGCGUCUCUUCCUACCUGCCCCUCAUCACACACCUCCGACAACUCCUCAAGAAGGCUCGCAAGAAGUCGUACACCAUCAGUGUUGGCAAGCUCAAUCCCGCCAAACUGGCCAACUUUAUGGAGGUGGAAUGCUUUGUCUUAGUUGCUUGCCCGGAGAACAGUAUGAUUGAAGCAAAGGAGUUUCUUCAACCCAUCGUAACCCCGUACGAGCUCCAGAUAGCCCUUCAGCCCGAACCUACCUGGACUGGCGAAUACGUCCUGGACUUCGACAAGAUACUAAGCGACUCAAUCCGCCAUACCGACGGCACGGAAUCCGCUACCAUCUCCGACGCCACAAACGAUACGGAAAGUCAGGAGGAUAUCGACCCCGAUCAACCGACCUUCUCUCUCAUGACGGGAAAGUAUAGGCAUGCGAAGCGAUAUGGAGACGCAGAGGAGACUCCUACUCCCGCACAGAUCGACGAAGACCACACCCCCACUUCCGUCAUACUUCGGAAUCACGACAACGCAGUCGCUACGCUCAAAGAUAGCGCCGCAGGUGAAUUCCUACAAGCACGCUCGUUCCGCGGACUGGAAACACGGACGGGUUUGGACGCGCCGAGCAUCUUAGAACAGGGAAGGAGUGGGAUUCCGAAGAAUUAUGCAGAUGAUCAUUAG